This is a messenger RNA of Cuscuta campestris, 2699 nucleotides long. NCBI's taxonomy places the organism in Eukaryota, Viridiplantae, Streptophyta, Magnoliopsida, Solanales, Convolvulaceae. The record is from the annotation of a GenBank genome assembly.
AAGAAAUAGACGAAGCACAAGUAAUAAUAAUAAUAAAUGGAGAAAAACAAGGAGAGUAACAAACCAAAUAUCUCAUCAGGCUUGUGUAUAAGCUUGGCUUUUCACCUCCCGCCUCACAUUCCACAAUUCAAUUCGCUCUGUUCUUCCACAUCUGAUCCAGAGGAAAAUGAAUCAAAUAUGAUGCAGUCAAUAAUUAAAUGGAAUUUGUGCCCAUUCGAAUGUUGUGUGUGUGUCACUGCAUCAAGUGCAUGCAUGAUGACCUUUUCACCAAGGUUCCAACACUCCAGAGGCUGGCCUUCAUACACUGCUGAAACCACCUCCCACAUAAACUGAAGGAAAAAAAUAUCCAGAAUUUUUGUACCACGUACAACUCAUCAAUGAUGUCGUUUUCCGAUUCCGAGACGUCCUCUCAUGGCAGCACAGAGUAUAAAAACUUCCGGCAGGUCACCCGCGAAAGACUGUUGUAUGAAAUGCUCCGCUCAUCCAAAACAGACGACCCAAGAUCUGCAUGGAGGGUACUCAUCAUGGACAAAGUUACAUUGAAAGUGAUGUCUUGCUCAUGCAAGAUGGCAGAUAUCACAGACGAAGGAAUUUCCUUGGUGGAAGAUCUUUUCAGAAGAAGAGAACCUUUACCCAGUAUGGAUGUCAUUUAUUUCAUCCAACCAACCAAGGAGAAUGUGAUCAUGUUUCUAUCUGAUAUGUCUGGGAGAGAACCUUUAUACAGAAAAGCUUAUGUGUACUUCAGUUCACCCAUACCAAAGGACCUGAUUGCUCGUAUCAAGAAUGAUACAAGUGUAUUACCACGUAUAGGUGCACUGAGAGAGAUGAAUUUGGAGUACUUCCCAAUGGACAGUCAGGGAUUUCUCACUGAUCAGGACAGAGCAUUAGAGGAACUCUUUGGUGAAAAUGCGGAGAAUUCACGUAGCUUUGAUGUGUGCUUGAACACAAUGGCAUCUAGAAUUGCCACAGUGUUUGCUUCACUAAAGGAAUUUCCUAUUGUGCGGUAUCAAGCUCCCAAAGGAGUUGAUGCAUCUAAAAGACGAAACCACGAAUUAAUUCCCACGAAGCUUGCUGCUGCAAUUUGGGACUGCAUUUCUACAUACAAAACCACUAUCCCUAACUAUCCCCAAAAAGAGUCGUGUGAUUUACUGAUUGUGGAUAGAUCAAUUGAUCAGAUUGCUCCUGUCAUCCAUGAGUGGACUUAUGAUGCUAUGUGCCAUGACCUUCUUGAAAUGAAUGGUAACAAAUAUGUACAUGAGAUUCCUAGCAAGUCCGGUGGUGACCCCGAGAGGAAGGAAGUUCUUUUGGAAGAUCAUGAUCCUGUCUGGCUUGAACUUAGGCAUGCUCAUAUAGCAGAAGCCAGUGAAAAGUUACACGAAAAAAUGACCAAUUUCGUUUCAAAGAACAAAGCAGCACAACUGCAACAAAGAGAUGGUAGUGAACUAUCAACCCGGGACAUACAGAAAAUGGUUCAAGCUUUGCCACAAUACAAUGAGCAAAUGGAGAAACUUUCUCUCCAUGUGGCGAUUGCUGGUAAGAUAAACACAAUUACAAGAGAGCAAGCACUUCGUGAUCUUGGACAGCUGGAACAAGAUCUUGUCUUUGGUGAUGCUGGAUCAAAGGAAAUGAUCAGUUUUCUUAGGAUGAAGCAGGAUGCCACAGCUGAAAACAAGCUGCGGUUGAUGAUGAUUUAUGCAUCAGUUUAUCCAGAGAAAUUUGAGGGUGAUAAAGCAGCAAAGCUCAUGCAGUUGGCAAAACUAUCAGCUGAAGAUAUGAAGGCAGUGAAAAACAUGAAAAUGCUGGAGGCGUCAGAUACCAGAAAGACCUCAAAUGGAGGUUUCUCGCUAAAGUUUGAUUCGCAAAAGAGGAAGAAUGCAGCUCGCAAAGACCGAACUGGAGAGGAAGAAACAUGGCAGCUUUUUCGGUUUUAUCCUGUAGUAGAGGAGCUGAUUGAACAGUUGUAUAAGGGUGAACUACCAAAGGAUGACUAUCAAUGCAUUAAUAGUGCAGGUCCAUCUGGUCAAGGGGUUGUUGAUGUGGAUACAAAGGCUGCAUCAUCAAGGUCAAGAGCAAAGUCAACCGAACCAACUACAGGUCCACGGUCAAUGAGAUCGAGGAGGACUCCGAACUGGGCCCGUUCUCGUGCUUCUGAUGAUGGAUAUUCCAGUGACUCAUCUGUGAGAAAUGGAUCUGUGGAUUCUAAGAAGAUGGGACGGCGCAUUUUCAUAUUCAUAGUUGGUGGGGCAACACGAUCUGAGCUUAGAGCUUGUCACAAACUUACAGCAAAGUUCAAGCGGGAGAUCGUCCUUGGUUCAACUAGUUUAGAUGAUCCACCUCUAUACAUCACGAAACUGAAGUUACUCUCGGAACCGGAGCUCUCCAUUGAUAACAUCAGAAUCUAGAAAGGUUUGAGCCUGUGAAGUAAAUUUUUGUCUGGACAAGCAGGCCAGUUUGAUUGAAGUUUCCCUUGUAGUAAUGAAAUUUUGUUAGGGCUUGUUUGGGAAUAACGUUAGAGAUUAGCGUUGGCAUUUUGAAAAGGCUAUCUACGGGCAAUGUUUAGCGUUAGCAUUUUCAAGUAAUCUGCACCGUUAAAAUUUAUCCAAAACGCUAAUCUUUAAUGUUAUUCCCAAACAGGCCCUUAGUCUAUAGCUGAAAACAAACAUUGUACAUUUGUACUGAGAGUGCUUUACCCAUUUUCU